AUGGCCGGGCAGAAUAAGAACCUCGCGGGCCCGGACGCGAUGACGCUCGAGGAGUGCGGCCCGUACGGAUGCGGGUACCACAAAUUCGCGGUGUUCCAAUUCCUCGUCGUCAUCUGCGUCACGUACUGGCUCUUCACGAUGCUGUGGAUGGGGAUGUAUCUGAUCCAAAAAGUCCCCCCCGCGGGCACGGAGUUCAUGAUCUACGCCGUGUUCAACGUCCUUAUCCUCAUCGCGUUCAGCACGUCGUGGACGGAGUGCAACGAGACGAUCGUGGACCCGACGUAUCCGGUGUGUAAGCGCGCGACGGGCGCGAAGGCGUCGAUCGCGUUCGCGAUGUUCACGUGGCUCGCGCUGUGCGUCUCCAUGAUGUUCACGUGGAAAGAAUGGAGGGAUCAGAACUACGAAGGGCUGCCGAUCUUCGGCGAUUUCUCGAGCUUCAUGCCGGGCGGCGGCGGCGGCGGGAUGGGCGGCGGGGGCGGAUACGAGCGCCCGUCCGACGUGAACACGCAGACGUACGCGUGA
Messenger RNA from Micromonas pusilla CCMP1545, 522 nucleotides. RefSeq lists its product as uncharacterized. The transcript has a single exon. The coding region runs from base 1 to 522 and encodes 173 amino acids. NCBI's taxonomy places the organism in Eukaryota, Viridiplantae, Chlorophyta, Mamiellophyceae, Mamiellales, Mamiellaceae. The record is from RefSeq and is a predicted model, not a curated record. Gene Ontology annotation, cellular component: membrane.